AAGGGUCACAUGGAUUCGAAGUCUGUUAAGAGAAGGAGAGUAAAUAACAUGUUUAUUCUUCUAGCCCUCCUUGCGGAUGCUUGACUAAGAAGCCAUCCUUAUAAACUCAGAGUUUGUUGCUUAUUAUGGGAUCUGUCCCAUUCGGAUCAUAUUAUGAUCUUUAAAAAUAAUUUUAAACGAGUGAACAUCAAGUUUAAUUUAUUAAUGUAGUGAAAUGUAUUUUAGCACUUUUUUUUCCACUUCUGACAUGACCAUAUCACCAUCAUUGGCUUAAACCUCCUUCCAGAGUGCUGAACUGAUAGAUGUUACCUGUCUGCUCGCUCAGCGGGCCCUCGCUGGGUGCGAGAGCCUCUCUCGGGGCCAGAUGGCGGUGGAGAGAAGCGCGGUGCGCCCCGUUAUAGACGCUGCAAUCAAUCUCACCGCUGGAGCCGCCGGGGGAGUGGCGUGCGUGGUGAGCGGGCAGCCGUUUGACACGGUGAAGACGAAGCUGCAGACGUUUCCCGGCCUGUACCGCGGCUUCGUGGACUGCUCCUUGAAGACGUACCGGCAGGACGGGGUGUGGGGCCUGUACCAGGGCACCAUGCCCGCCCUCCUGGCCAACGUGGCAGAGAACGCAGUCCUCUUUGCCUGCUACGGGACCUGCCAGCAGCUCACUGCCAGAGCCUUCGGUCUGAAGAGCAUUUCGGAACUCAGUGACCUGCAGAACGCUGCCGCUGGCUCCUUGGCUUCCGUGUUCUCCUCGCUGGUGCUCUGUCCCACCGAGCUGGUGAAGUGCCGCAUGCAGGCCCUGCACGAGAUGAGGACGGCGGGGAAGACCUCUCUGGCCAGCCGCGUCUCCACCUGGUCCAUGGUCAGGAACAUCCUGCGGACGGAGGGGCCGCAAGGGCUGUUCCAGGGAAUGACCAGCACCUGGCUCCGAGAGGUGCCGGGAUACUUCUUCUUCUUUGGCGGUUACGAGAUCAGCCGCACCCUCUUAACACAGCCGGGAUGCUCUAAGGACCAACUGGAUGCUCUUCCCCUGGUGGUGAGUGGAGGUAUUGGGGGUGCUUUCUUCUGGCUGACUGUCUACCCCAUUGAUUCUGUCAAGUCACGCAUCCAAGUGCUAUCCAUGACUGGCAAGCAGGCAGGCUUCCUCCAUACCCUCCUCAGCAUCAUACGUGCUGAAGGAGUUCCUGCUCUGUACAUUGGCCUGACCCCCACGGUCCUGCGCGCAUUCCCCUCAAACGGCGCUCUCUUCCUGGCGUACGAGCUGACCAGGAGAGCGCUGACCAGCCAGGCCACGGGCAGCUGAGUGGAUGCGGAGCAGAGGUGGAGCGCCCACACAUGGACACUUGCUGUCAGUUAGCUGACAUCAUUGCUGGGGCUCUAAAUUGUACAGUUACAGGCAGCCAGUGCUUACACCUUUAAUCCUGAGCCUAGUGCCCUUCUUAUAAGUAUCGACCAUGAUAAGGCUUUACAAGGAUCUUCCCAAAGCCGUCAAUGUAAAUACCCCAAAAACUACAUUUGUCACCUCAAAAAAGGCAGGCCGAUUAUGCCAAUGAUUUCAUGUUAAAAAACAGGAAUAGAUCAUGGCUUUUUUAUUUCCUUUACAUAAUUUAACAUUUAUUGAAUAUUUUGGAAUUGUGCAUUGUAUUUUUGUUGGUUUAUGUCUUAGUGUAUGACAGAUAUUAAAAAAUAGGUGCAUUUUGUGGGGUUUUAUUGUGUCUUUGAGACAAUAUCUUUCAUCAUUAAAUAAUAUUUUGAAAAGAUGAAACAGAAAGUAUAA
This is a messenger RNA of Anguilla rostrata (American eel), 1765 nucleotides long. RefSeq names its product mitochondrial ornithine transporter 1-like. The record is from RefSeq and is a predicted model, not a curated record. The coding region runs from base 365 to 1291 and encodes 308 amino acids. Gene Ontology annotation, biological process: mitochondrial L-ornithine transmembrane transport. The transcript is spliced from 7 exons. Gene Ontology annotation, cellular component: mitochondrion. Gene Ontology annotation, molecular function: L-ornithine transmembrane transporter activity. NCBI's taxonomy places the organism in Eukaryota, Metazoa, Chordata, Actinopteri, Anguilliformes, Anguillidae.